This is a messenger RNA of Triplophysa rosa, 957 nucleotides long. RefSeq lists its product as uncharacterized. The record is from RefSeq and is a predicted model, not a curated record. The transcript has 8 exons. NCBI's taxonomy places the organism in Eukaryota, Metazoa, Chordata, Actinopteri, Cypriniformes, Nemacheilidae. Bases 16 to 867 code for a protein of 283 amino acids.
CGGAAGACAAUUUUCAUGACGCACUGUGGCUACCCGAUUCCGUCCCGGAAACACGAUUUGUUCCGCGCAUGCGCGAAACUGACGUCACUUCCUGUUAUCGCCGACGUUUUACGACAAUCUUCUCGACCUGGGACCAGCUCGGAAUCUGGCAGGGGUGCAUUUCUCGGCAUUACACCUGUUCCGGGCGUCUUCGAAUUUUAUCAUCAAAGACACAUUGCAAGCUUCAUUGACCCAGGAUCCUGGACUGAAAAAACAGGAAGAGACCUUGAGUUUUUUCCUCAACAGUCCAGUGGGGAUUCUUGUGGUGUCUACAUGCUGAUGUAUGCUCUCAGCAUCUGCACAUCAUGUCCCUUAACAUUCACAGAGGAGGAGGUGCCAUUGAUUCGCCAGUGGUGGUGCAUUAACCUCAUGGAAAGAUUUUGCCUAGAAGGGCAUGGACAGAGGUUUGCAUACUGGACCGAAGAAGCAUCCCAACUCCUUCAGGGGAUCGUUGAGCCUGUGUUUAGGGUGUCGAAAUUCACCACCACCAAACUGUCACCCAGCAGAAGAGUUGUGGAUGACAAGGACAUUGAUAAGGUGCAGCAGCCAACCAUUGUCCGAGACCUAAAUACAGCGUGGUACUGGGUACAGAAUCACAGACACUUAUUCCGUGGGGAGGUGACAGAGCCUGCCUUUUUGCAGAUGAACAGGGGUGAUCAACAAAAUGCCAUCAAGAACCUCUUGGGGGGUCAAUUCUCUGAGGCGAAGGAUGCCUUUUUGUUUAUAUUUCAUUACCAAGAAGACAUGGAAACAUUUUUGUCGUACUGUGUUGAUGACCAAGGCCUAAAGGUCAAUGCUAUGUUCUACAAAGAGAAAUGUAGUGUGUGAGUGUGUGUGCGCGUGUGUGAGUGAGUGAGUGUGCGUGAGAGAGAGAGCGUGAGAGAGAGUGUGCGUGUGCGUGCGUGUGUGCGUGUGUGU